Drosophila kikkawai is the source of this 1160-nucleotide messenger RNA. RefSeq names its product bZIP_ATF6 domain-containing protein ATf6 (gene Atf6). Gene Ontology annotation, cellular component: nucleus. Gene Ontology annotation, molecular function: RNA polymerase II cis-regulatory region sequence-specific DNA binding; DNA-binding transcription factor activity, RNA polymerase II-specific. The record is from RefSeq and is a predicted model, not a curated record. Gene Ontology annotation, biological process: regulation of transcription by RNA polymerase II; endoplasmic reticulum unfolded protein response. Lineage: Eukaryota; Metazoa; Arthropoda; Insecta; Diptera; Drosophilidae.
GCUGUUUUGUUUUCAUCACUAAGUGUUUUUGUGCUGUCGUCAACAUCCUUGGAAAUGUUUGUAUCCCGUUGAUAUCAUAAGAUAUGGAAGUCCAUGAUAACUUGUGUGACGAUUUAUCGUUGUUAGUAACAACCACACAGAAUGAAAAUAAUGUUUUAGACGAUAUAAUGAAUUCAUCUGAAGGACAUAUCGAUACAUCACUAGACUUAAAUGAAUUCUUGCGUGAUGUUCAACAUGAGCACGACUUAUCGGGAAUGUAUCACACAGAUCAUAUUAACGAUUUUAAUUAUUGUUUGGACUCAAUAUCUCCCAUAUGUGAACUUCCUUUUCUUAAACAAAGUCCUGAGUCCGAGUCCCAUGUCGAUGACAAUGUAGACGAUUUAAUCAGCUAUUUAAACUUCGAUAACUUCAGCCAAUUGGGAUGCGACACCAAAGCAUUAAAUACCCGUAAUCGUUAUACACCCUCUCCCACAGGAAGUUGUAGUAGUUCCAGCGGCAGCUCUACAAGUGGAGUUCAGAGUGACAUAUCUGAUGUAUCAUUAAAUAGGCCGCUUGACCAAGUCAUUGUUGAAUCAGAUAAAGUUGGACAAUUUAUUAAACCCCAAGAAGAUGGACAAUUGAAUAUAAAAUUCUGCAGUAACUUGUCCAAUUUAUCUAAAAUAAAUGAUUUAAAACCACAAAAAUCUAACAUUACACAGAAUCCAUCGGCUACUGAAACAAAAAGUAUUGGUGCACCACUAAAGCCAAAGACUAUAGUUUUAUCUUCACGGGACUAUAAAGCGCUAAUGCAAAAGAUACACCCAAGCAGUGCUAAGUCGUUUUCCAAGAUAAAUGGUACCAUCGGCUCUAAUAUCCCAAAAAUCGUUAUAAAAAACAAUAACAUAGAAAGGUUAAAAGUGGAAGAUCAAAAAACAGCUCAUUCUGUAAGCCAAAUGUUAAAAGAAACAAUUGGUGGCCACAAGUUUGACUUCUUAAGAAGCAUGACAGCUGACGAGAAGAUGUACAAAAAACAGCAACGUUUAAUCAAAAACCGGGAAUCUGCUUACUUAUCCCGUAAAAAAAGAAAGGAAUAUGUAGUAGCAUUGGAGACUAAAAUCAAUAAACUUGAACAAGAAAAUUAUCUACUUAAGGGUGUAAGUAUAAACCUUAUCUUACCUUAA